Messenger RNA from Cydia amplana, 717 nucleotides. RefSeq lists its product as uncharacterized. Bases 1 to 693 code for a protein of 230 amino acids. The transcript has 2 exons. Gene Ontology annotation, cellular component: nucleus. Gene Ontology annotation, molecular function: zinc ion binding. The record is from RefSeq and is a predicted model, not a curated record. NCBI's taxonomy places the organism in Eukaryota, Metazoa, Arthropoda, Insecta, Lepidoptera, Tortricidae.
AUGAACGAGCCGAGCGCUCAACCUUUGCCUGACCCGGGCAGAGUUCCGACUACGCAAACCUCGGGCACAAUCGACCAAUGUCGCUUCUGCGGCGAAUUCACCAAAUGCGUCCCCGUUGCCAACAAGCCAUAUAUCUCCAACAACACCACACUAGCCUUCAACGACAUCACCGUACGACUCGACUUCAACGACGAAACAUUACCUAAGACCGUCUGCCAAGCCUGCGACGCAAAACUAAGAGAGAUGUACGACUUUGUGAAAGUCGUCAAAGCGGCUCAGGAGUCGCUGAUCAAUGUUGCAGAACCAAGACAAGUCGAUGUUGAAAUAGACCCUAGAGAAGAUUAUGAAACGUUAGUGGUUAAAACUGAAUAUGAUGAUGAUGAAGGAAAAGAUGAAGAUGAUGAAAGUAUAGAUGGAACAUUAGAUUCGUCGGCAAUUGGUGAAACUAUAUUUAUCAAAGAAGAAAUAACUCAAAAAAGGAAAAGUAAAACAGCAAGUCCUAAUAAGCCGAAGAAAGCUAAAGUGACUGAAGUUAAAAGUGAGAAUGAAAAUGAGUUGAUAAUUGAUAUAAAAGAAGAAGUUAUUGAGAGAGACACAAAUGAUAUUGAAAGUGAUACAGGAUGCUCUGUUAGUGAUACAGAAACAGAUGCUAAACCUAGUGAAGAGGAACUUACGACGUGCUUUAGUUUUUGAAAUGAGAAGUGAUGGUAGUGGAUA